AUGGAGCCAUGGCCUCUCGUGUUCCUGCUGCUGCUGCUGCUGCUCCUGUGGCUACAGAGCUGUGUCUCAGGUCCCUCCAAUGAGCACCUGUACAAGAAAGUGCAGCUGCGUGAAGGGCAGUCUCUGUCUGUGCAGUGCUCCUACAAGAACCGCCGGAACCGCAUGGAGGACAAGGCUUGGUGCAAGGUGAAGAGGAAGAAGUGUGAGGUCGGCUUCAUCCGGAGCUGGGUGAAGGGGCCCAGCUACUUGAUGCGGGAUGAUGCCAAGGCUAAGGUGGUCCACAUCACCAUGGAGGCCCUCAGAGUACAGGACUCCGGGCGAUACUGGUGUAUGCGCAACACGGCUGGGAAUCUCUACCCGUUGGUGGGCUUCCAGCUGGAGGUGUAUCCAGCCCUCACAACUGAGAGAAACAUUCCUCCCACACAUCUAACCAACACCCUCAAGAGUGGAUUUGUCACAACGGGCCAAACCCCUAGUUCAGACCCUCAUACCCCUUUCGCCUCUGACGUGACUGUGUUCACAUCUGGACUCCUCACCUUGGCCUCAGGGACCACUGCACCAACCUCUGUGACACACCACCGUCUCACUGACGCCAGUGACACUGUUACAGAGCACGGGAGGAGCACGGAGUCCCAGCCAGUGACCUUGUCUCCUAGCAACGCAAGACCGUUCUCUGCUGAUCCAGGGACCACCUCCACCGGACACCUGAUGAGCAGCCUGUCCACCACGGGGAUGUGCCACCAGCUAACCCCCAGCAGGUCCCAGGAGACUUACCUCACUGCAAUUGUGGUGGUGUUAACAUUCCUUCCAGCACCCAUGGUGUUGGUCGUGGUCUAUGGGUUUUGGAAGAAGAGACACAUGGGAACAUACAACUUGGGCAGCAGCUCUGCUAAACCUUGGUUACACCCUCCUGAAGGAUCAGAGACACUGUGGAAGCCUGCUUGGUCUAAGAUAACUCAGUGA
This is a messenger RNA of Psammomys obesus (fat sand rat), 963 nucleotides long. RefSeq names its product triggering receptor expressed on myeloid cells like 2 (gene Treml2). Gene Ontology annotation, biological process: T cell activation. NCBI's taxonomy places the organism in Eukaryota, Metazoa, Chordata, Mammalia, Rodentia, Muridae. Gene Ontology annotation, cellular component: cell surface. The record is from RefSeq and is a predicted model, not a curated record. Bases 1 to 963 code for a protein of 320 amino acids. The transcript has 5 exons. Gene Ontology annotation, molecular function: signaling receptor activity.